Zingiber officinale is the source of this 480-nucleotide messenger RNA. Its product is annotated as E3 ubiquitin-protein ligase RHA2A-like. Lineage: Eukaryota; Viridiplantae; Streptophyta; Magnoliopsida; Zingiberales; Zingiberaceae. The transcript has a single exon. The record is from RefSeq and is a predicted model, not a curated record. Bases 1 to 480 code for a protein of 159 amino acids.
AUGGGUCUCUCGAACCGUCUCCACGACGCCCCCGGCGACUCCCUCCCGCUCCUCCUCCUGGCCGCGGCAGCGUCCUCCAUCGCCUACCUCCGCGCGCUCCUCCUCCGCAUCCUCCCCCUCUCCUCCUCCGCUGACCCAGACGACUCCGCCGACUGUGACGGCUCCCUCGGAUCCGGCCUAGCGGGCCUCGCCCUCCUUGCCGACCACCUCGCCGCCGAUCGAACCUUCCCUUUCCUCCUCCCCCGCGGCGAUGACCUCCGCCCGGAUUGCUCCGUCUGUCUCUGCCGCCUCGCCGACGGCGACCGCGUCCGCCGCAUCCCCUGCGGCCAUGUCUUCCACCGAGACUGCCUCGACGGAUGGCUGCUCCAGCUCAACCUCUCCUGCCCUCUCUGCCGCUACCGUCUCGUCGCGCCGGAGCUCCGCGCCGCCGCAGAUCGUCGGAUCGGAGCUGAGCUCGUCGCCUGCCUCUCCCAAUCUUGA